AUGAAUGUUCGUCCCUUUGUUCAGCUAGACGAUCUCAACCCUGCGCUCGAUCGUUACAAAAUUAGAGUCCGUAUCAUAAGACUUUGGAAGUCAUUCAAGUCUCUACAGAUGGUCUUCGUUGACAGUGAUGGUACAAGGAUACAUGCAUCUAUUGAAGAUGGUUUGGUCAACAGAUUUCAGAAUCACCUUGCUGUCGGCGAGUCUAAGAUAGUUGACACAUUCAACUUAGUAGAUUAUGAUAAUGUUAUUGGUCAGAUCGUUGGUGUAGGAAAUCUUGACAGCGUCAAAACAAAAGGGAAGGAUAACGUCAAAUUGAGUUUCGAUCUGCAAGAGUUGACGUAUGUUGAAGAUGAACCAAGUCCCCAAAAAUCAAAGGUGACAUUAUAUGAGGAGUUUUUUAUUAUUAACGGGAAGUCUACUAUGGACCAAAUCGUUUAUGCACUUGAUACGCAAACAUGUGUGACAAUCGCCACAAUUUAUUCUGUUGAAGUAUUGCCUAAAUGGUAUUAUAUUGCUUGUAAAGUUUGCAAUAAGAAGGUGCGGCCGUACCCACUAGAAUCUCAAUCUGGAAAAGAACUACUUUAUAGUUGUGGGGUUUGUGAUGCUGAUGUUACAGAUGUUGAUUACAAGAAAAACGACAAGUCUGCUUAUGUUGUUGAAAAGUUUUGGGAAAAGGAUGACAUGGUUGUUCAAUUCGGCAAGAAACUCUAUGGAAGGAAUGAACUUUCAAAUAUUACUUCGGAUAUGCAUGAUCAUAAGUUGCAAUUCGCCCCAGCUGAAUCGAGUUUGGCUUCGUCUAAGAGAGAUCAUACAGAAACCGAUGUUGUGUCGGUCGGGGGUCAUAGCAUGAAGACAAGGAAAAAUAUCAAAACUGAAUCUAAAGACUGA
Camelina sativa (false flax) is the source of this 888-nucleotide messenger RNA. The record is from RefSeq and is a predicted model, not a curated record. NCBI's taxonomy places the organism in Eukaryota, Viridiplantae, Streptophyta, Magnoliopsida, Brassicales, Brassicaceae.